This is a messenger RNA of Ostertagia ostertagi, 453 nucleotides long. The record is from the annotation of a GenBank genome assembly. NCBI's taxonomy places the organism in Eukaryota, Metazoa, Nematoda, Chromadorea, Rhabditida, Trichostrongylidae.
AUGCUUCAUUUUCAGACUCGCGCCGAUCGUGAGACACUUUAUCCGCCUGAUAAUCAGUUCUGUGCGAGUCCACAACAUUUCGCCGCCGCCAAUAUGAAUCCCUUCGCUCCGAUGAGGAAUAUUGAUGGAUUGUCAAAUAAGUACACGGACAAUCUGUACGAGUACGCUGCACGACCGUUCUGUACGCAAGCGUUGCCCAGAUGUGGAUCUAAAUUCCUAUUUUGCGACUUCUCGCGCGGUCAGCCACGUUGUGCAUCCAAGAUAAAGGUCGGGGGCCAAUGUGGUAGUGUCAGUAUGGGAGAGAAUCCAUGCUACAAUGGCGCUUGUGUGGGAGGAGUGUGUGUCGCUUCGACGCAGGUGGUCAUCACACCGCCACCUCCUAUCCCAACGAUGGGUCCAGUUGUUAUUGCUCCACAGGUAAGUAAAUCUUUUGCGCCUUACUCCGAUUUGUAA